UAAGGCAGAAAUAAGAGCGUCCAGGACUCGUCUCUUUCUCCAGGACGCGCACUCGGACUUCAGAGAACGCGGUUACGCACGGCGGACACGUCGCGCGCACAUCCACGGGCUUGUGGCAGCUUCAGCAAACUCGCUCGCGGGCUGAACCAUGUCCUUCAGCCCCAAACACUCAACGCCUUUCUCAGUGAGCGAUAUUUUGAGCCCGAUCGAGGAGACCUUCAAGAAGUUUGCAGCCAUGGAGAGCAGCGCGUGCCUGGCGUCUCCUCUGUACAGACAGACUCAGGUGUCUCAGGCGAACCUGCAGCAGCACAGCAUGAGCCAUAACACCUACCACAUGCCGCACUCGCAGUUCUCGCACAGCGCCAUGGGAGGAUACUGCAACGGGACUAUCGGCACCAUGGGAGACCUGCCGUCCUACCAGGAGAGCAUGAGGAACGGCGCGACGGCCACGGCUUGGUACGGCUCGAACCCGGAGCCCAGAUAUCCGACAAUCUCCAGGUUUAUGGGUCCAUCGGCGGGCAUGAACAUGGGAACAUUACCGGGCAUGGAUGCAAGUAAAUCUAUGGUGACUUUACACGCGGCGCCGCGGAGGAAACGCCGCGUGCUCUUCUCUCAGGCGCAGGUGUAUGAGCUGGAGCGCCGCUUUAAGCAGCAGAAGUAUCUGUCGGCGCCGGAAAGGGAACAUUUGGCUAGCAUGAUUCACCUGACCCCGACCCAGAUCAAGAUCUGGUUCCAGAAUCACAGGUAUAAAAUGAAACGCCAGGCCAAGGAUAAAGCGUCGCAGCCGCAGCAGGACAGCGGAAACCUGUGCACGCAGCAGUCGCCGAGACUCGUGGCUGUGCCGGUGCUGGUUAAGGACGGUAAACCGUGUCAGAACGGCUCCAGCACGCAGGUGCAGAGCGUGCUGGGCAGUGAGACUUUAGCUUCAGCAGAGGAUCUGGAGGAGAUGUCGCCCAGUCCUCCUCUGAUGAACAGCCUCUCUCAGACUGACGCCGCGCUCAUCGAGUACACGAGCGGCAUGGGGAGCUCCAACCUGCUGUACGGCAGAACGUGGUGAUAUUUCAGCCAGCGGUCAUUUUUACCACACAGACGGGAACGAUAAUUGAAUUUAAGACUUUUUUUUUUUAAACAGCACU
This is a messenger RNA of Sinocyclocheilus anshuiensis, 1136 nucleotides long. RefSeq names its product homeobox protein Nkx-2.4-like. Gene Ontology annotation, biological process: regulation of transcription by RNA polymerase II; cell differentiation. The coding region runs from base 149 to 1057 and encodes 302 amino acids. The record is from RefSeq and is a predicted model, not a curated record. Lineage: Eukaryota; Metazoa; Chordata; Actinopteri; Cypriniformes; Cyprinidae. Gene Ontology annotation, cellular component: nucleus. Gene Ontology annotation, molecular function: RNA polymerase II cis-regulatory region sequence-specific DNA binding; DNA-binding transcription factor activity, RNA polymerase II-specific. The transcript has 2 exons.